AUAUGCCAAGAAUAAAGAAAUUCAAAAUUUUAUAGAGAUCACAGUCCAUAUUUAUUCAGAUUAUCAUAUGCUUUCAUGGAAGUAAAAUUUGAUGAAAAGUCUCAAUAAUUCUAAAAUGUCAAGCGGUUUAUUCUCUUUCAAUACUUCAUUUGAUUUCAGCGGAAUUCAAGAAAGUUACAAUCUUCAAGAUUAUGAGAAAGAGGCUGCUUUUAUGAAAGGCAAACAGCACCAUUUAUUUGGAAUCCAAGAAAUUGGAGAGGAUCUUGACAAUGAUCCUCUUUCUCCUGAGUAUGGUCUUUAUCAAGAGAAUGUAGCAAAGAAGCCUAAAGAUCAUGGAGAACAACAGCAACAGCUGGGACAAGCAACCAAAUUAGAUUAUUUGGAUGAACUCAAUUUCAGUUCUGUUUUCUCAACAAAUAUAGCAUUCCAAGAAGAACACAUACAAGACAAGAGUCAAGAACUUGUCAAAACCAUCAAGGAGAUGCCGUCUUCAUUUCAGUUGCCAUCUCUGGAACUCCUAAGUAAUUAUGGAAACGGAUUCAAGAAAUUGAAAUUGAGCAAAUCCAGCGGCACUGGUGAUGAAACUAAAGCUCGUGGCCCGAAGAAACUUUCAACAGAGGAAAUCAUGAGAGUAGCUGGAGCAAGAUAUGUACAAUUUUCUGACCUAAGGUACGAUGAUUUUUGCAUGGUUAUGCAUCCAUUUGGUCAUGCUCUCUCCGGCUUGUCCGAUGACGAGACAAAAGAUGUGGAGCUUGUGCAUCUGCUUCUGGCAGCGGCUGAGAAAGUAGGCUAUGAACAAUUUGAACGUGCUAGCAGAUUGCUUUCUCGUUGUGAAUGGAUUGCAUCCGAGAGAGGCAAUCCGGUCCAGAGAAUCGUCUACUAUUUUGCCGAAGCUCUUCGAGAGAGGAUUGAUAAAGGAACAGGAAGCAUCAUAACAAAGGAAUUGGAGGCAAAGGUGGAGAAUGAAGUUGCUCAAGGGUUGGGUACUAACGUUACAACAGUCACAGCUCACCAGUACCUUCCAUUUUUCCAAGUAAUGCAAUUCACAGGACUACAAGCCAUUAUAGAGAAUGUUGCAUCGGCUAGUAAGAUCCAUAUAAUCGAUCUCCAAAUCAGGAGUGGAGUUCAAUGGACGGGCCUGAUGCAAGCUCUGGCAGAACGAGAACAACGCCGCGUUGAGCUUCUCAAGAUAACAGCGGUAGGACUUGUGGGCAGUCAGAAGAUAGAAGAGUCUGCAAAGAGGUUGGAAAGCGUAGCUGCAUCAUUAAAUUUGCCCUUUUCAUUUAAUGUAGUGUAUGUUGAAGACAUCAAAAAUAUCAAGGAAGGACUAUUCAAAAUCAGAAGCGAUGAAACUUUGGCUCUGUACUGUCCAUUGGUGCUUAGAACAAUGAUUUCAAGGCCUAGUUGCCUGGAAAAUUUAAUGCGAGUGAUGAAAAAUCUGAACCCUGCUAUAAUGGUGGUCAUUGAAGUCGAAGCAAACCACAAUUCUCCCUCGUUUGUAAGUCGCUUCAUUGAAGCACUGUUCUUUUACAGCGCCUUCUUUGAUUGCCUGGACACCUGCCUGGGACAUGAUGUUGAGUUGAGAACGGGGGUUGAAUCUAUAUUAUGCGACUCAAUCCGAAACAUUGUAGCAUUAGAGGGCAACGAGAGGAUAAGUAGAAGUGUGAAGAUGGAGGUGUGGUCGGCAUUCUUUGCAAGGUUUAGAAUGGUGGAAUUGGAGUUCAGCGACUCGUCCUUGUACCAAGCUAAUUUAGUAAUCAAACAGUUUCCUUGUGCUAGUUCUUGCACACUUGACAGGAUUGGGAAGAGUGUGAUUGUUGGAUGGAAGGGAACUCCAAUUCAUUCCGUUUCAGCCUGGAAGUUUUCUAGAGAUAGAGGGAGGGUAUUUGGAAACUAUAGGUUCUAGUCUGAAAUUAUUAGCU
Molecule: messenger RNA, 1922 nt
Organism: Durio zibethinus
Lineage: Eukaryota; Viridiplantae; Streptophyta; Magnoliopsida; Malvales; Malvaceae
Product: scarecrow-like protein 23
Source: RefSeq, a predicted model, not a curated record